Striga hermonthica is the source of this 1698-nucleotide messenger RNA. NCBI's taxonomy places the organism in Eukaryota, Viridiplantae, Streptophyta, Magnoliopsida, Lamiales, Orobanchaceae. The record is from the annotation of a GenBank genome assembly.
AUGGCCGCUGUUGCUGCAUUGGUCUCCAACGGCGAUCACGCCGCCGUCAAAACUCCGUCUACUGGCCGAUAUGCCGCCGUUUACAGCGAAGUCCAGAACAGCCGCCUCGACCACCACCUCCCCUUACCUUCCGUCCUCAAAAGCUCCUUCAAUGUCGUUGACGGCCCACCCAGUUCCGCUGCGGGCAACCCAGACGAGAUUGCAAAAUUGUUUCCUUGCCUAUUUGGACAACCAUCGGCAAACUUGGUACCAGGAGAUUCCACAUUGCCGGUUCAAGGCUUGAAAAUUGGUGUGGUUUUAUCUGGAGGACAAGCUCCAGGAGGCCACAAUGUCAUUUCUGGAAUAUUUGAUUACUUGCAGGAUCGGAUUAAAGGGAGCACAUUGUAUGGGUUUAGGGGUGGGCCAGCUGGAAUUAUGAAGUGCAAGUAUGUUGUGCUGACCCCGGAGUUUAUCUAUCCUUAUAGAAAUCAGGGUGGCUUUGACAUGAUCUGCAGUGGAAGAGACAAAAUUGAGACUCCAGAGCAGUUUAAGCAAGCUGAAGAAACCGCUCUUAAGCUCGACUUAGAUGGCCUUGUUGUAAUUGGUGGAGAUGAUUCAAACACUAAUGCAUGUCUUCUGGCUGAAAAUUUUAGGUACAAAAAUUUGAAAACAAGGGUUAUUGGAUGUCCGAAGACCAUAGAUGGUGAUCUGAAGUGCAAGGAAGUUCCCACGAGUUUUGGCUUUGACACUGCAUGCAAGAUAUAUACUGAAAUGAUUGGUAAUGUCAUGGUAGAUGCCCGCUCAACUGGAAAAUACUACCACUUUGUUCGACUUAUGGGACGUGCUGCUUCCCACAUUACAUUGGAAUGUGCUUUGCAGACUCACCCUAAUAUCACUCUUAUUGGGGAAGAGGUUGCAGCCAAGAAACAAACCCUGAAGAAUGUCACAGACUACAUUGCUGAUGUCAUAUGCAAACGUGCUGAUGCCGGUUACAAUUAUGGUGUCAUACUCAUACCGGAAGGACUCAUUGAUUUUAUUCCUGAGGUUCAGCAGCUAAUUGCAGAACUAAACGAGAUUUUGGCUCAUGAAGUUGUGGAUGAGGCUGGAGUCUGGAAAAAGAAGCUUAGCCCCCAGUGUCUGGAGCUUUUUGAUUUUCUACCACCAGCAAUCCAGGAACAAUUGAUGCUCGAGAGAGAUCCUCACGGAAAUGUCCAGGUUGCCAAAAUUGAAACCGAGAAAAUGCUUAUUCAAAUGGUUGAGACUGAGUUGCAGGCAAGGAAGCAGAUGUCCGCUUACAAAGGCCAAUUCAAGGGACAGUCUCAUUUUUUUGGAUAUGAGGGGAGAUGUGGUUUACCUUCUAAUUUCGAUGCCACCUAUUGCUAUGCUUUGGGUUACGCGGCUGGUGCACUGCUUCAGAGUGGGAAAACUGGAUUGAUUUCCUCGGUGGGAAACUUGGCUGCUCCAGUGGCCGAAUGGACUGUUGGAGGAACUGCACUGACUUCAUUAAUGGAUGUCGAAAGGAGACAUGGCAAGUUCAAACCCGUGAUAAAGAAGGCAAUGGUCGAGCUAGAAGGCGCCCCGUUCAAGAAAUUUGCAUCCAUGCGUGAAGAGUGGGCUCUUAAUAACCGAUAUCUGAAUCCUGGCCCCAUUCAGUUUUCGGGUCCGGCAUCUGAUAACAUUAAUCACACUUUACUGCUGGAACUCGGGGCUCAACUGUAA